CAACCUCGUGUGACGCAUGAGCAGUGAGCUGGUUUGAGUCAGGCUCAUCGACGGCUGGAGCGCAGAGUGAUGGGAGCAGAGUGAAGAACAGCAGCCUGCGAUCACUUUCCCGCCAGGUUAUGACAGAUGUGAAGGAUGACUUCUUGCUCAGAGAUCUGUGGGUCGGAUAAUGCUGAGCAUGGCAGUGGUGCGCUCAGCAGCGGUAAACAAGGUUAUGGUGUGCAUUCUUACCUGCACCAGUUUUACGAGGAGUGCACUGCCUCCAUCUGGGAGCGUGAUGAAGAUUUUCAGACACAGAGAUCGCCUAGCCGCUGGAGCUCUGUCCUCUGGAAGGUCUGUCUCGCACUGGGAGCUUUGAUCCUGGCAGCCGGGUUAUCAGUGCUGCUGGUAGGCUAUGCUACUCCCCCUCGUCUAGAAGCUUUUGGUGAAGAUGAGCUGCUGUUUGUGGAUGGCCGUGCUGUGCGCUUUAACCGGGCACUGGAUGCCUGUAAGCUUGCUGGAGCCGUGCUGUUCUGCGUGGGUGGCAGCGGUAUGGCGCUGGGGCUGCUCCUGGCCGCUUGCUCUCAGGGCACCUCGAAAGAAGAGCUCCGACUGCAACAAUGUUUCAAAGAGCGUCUAGCUGAGAUCCAGGCCUCCGUUCAACCAAUCACUCAUGCUCCUACCCCAGGAGAAGGCAAAGUGCCCGUCACUCUCUCUAAGGUGCAGAGCGUCCAACCAGAGGCAGAGACCUGACCUCUGCCCCCUGCUUCAUCACUAAAACGACUCAUGUUAAAGUUUAGAUAACUGUGAAAUGGUUUCAAAUGGGUUCAAAGUAAACUACAGUUCCAGGAACAGUAGAGCUAGAUAACACUGCACUUUCUCUGAUGCAUAUGUAUCAUUCGUCUAUAAUGACCAAGAGCACCAAGAGUAUUUAUGGUGAUAAGGCUUUAACAUAACUGUACCCUGUAGAUCAGUGGUUCUCAAACC
Messenger RNA from Xyrauchen texanus (razorback sucker), 966 nucleotides. RefSeq names its product neurensin-1-like. The transcript is spliced from 3 exons. The record is from RefSeq and is a predicted model, not a curated record. Gene Ontology annotation, biological process: nervous system development. Gene Ontology annotation, cellular component: transport vesicle; neuron projection; neuronal cell body. NCBI's taxonomy places the organism in Eukaryota, Metazoa, Chordata, Actinopteri, Cypriniformes, Catostomidae. Bases 136 to 732 code for a protein of 198 amino acids.